Messenger RNA from Knipowitschia caucasica, 471 nucleotides. Lineage: Eukaryota; Metazoa; Chordata; Actinopteri; Gobiiformes; Gobiidae. The record is from the annotation of a GenBank genome assembly.
AUGAUGCUAACAUGUAAACACUGGUCACAUGAUGCUAACACUUUGGUCUCUGUGGCAGGGUACGUGGUCCUGGGCGUGUCUCGUCUGCGCUCCAGUGAGGUGCGCCCCCUGGAGGCCUCUGUCUCUAACGACGUCACCGUGCACCGGAACUACGUGUCUGACUCCGCCCACCUGUUCCUGCUCUACUUCCUGCAGCUGGGCGUCAUGGCGACAUACCUGAGCCAGGACCAGCUCAAACUGGUGCCGCUGCUCACCGUGCUCUUCUGCCUCGGACGGCUGGUGUACUGGGUCGCCGCCGCCUUCCAGAGCAGUGUCCGGGCGUUUGGCUUCGGCCUCUGCUUCCUCCCGUCCCUCGUCAUGAUGGCCGCCAACCUCUACUUCCUGGUGACAAUGGAGAUGGGAGCUGGAGCGUUUGUCCCGCCUCAGACAGAGCAGGCCCCGCCACCCGGACGCCAACGCUUCUGGGGCUGA